Molecule: messenger RNA, 420 nt
Organism: Fusarium venenatum
Lineage: Eukaryota; Fungi; Ascomycota; Sordariomycetes; Hypocreales; Nectriaceae
Source: RefSeq, a predicted model, not a curated record
AUGUCGUCGAAUAACUCACUUCCCAACCUCACCGAUAUUGUCACUAGAAAAUGCGAUAUACGAAGAAUACCUAGCAAACUGCCAUCUCUUGGAGAUGAUGUACCAACAGCAUGGAUCCCCUUGCACAACGACUCCUACGGGGGAAUGACUGAGAUUUGUUAUCCAAACAUGGUCAACGUCUACAGAUGCACUCUUUGGUGCGAACUACCGACUACAUUUGUAGCGGGAUAUGAAAAGUCGGGAUCCAAAAGUUUUGACAAUUACUUUAUCCGCCAGCUUGAGGAUACUGGUAUGAACAUGUCGCAAGUCUGGACAUACUCAGCAAAAGAAACUAGUGCGGCUUCAGUACCAGGCCGCCCAUUGAGUAUCAUGGGUAUUGGGACAUUGGCUUUGGCAGUGUUUAUUGCUGUAAGCAUUUAG